AUGAACAACAGACAGGUUCACAACAAUCCACCGGCCAGAACAGUUUAUCUGGGCUCCAUACCGUAUGACCAGACGGAAGAACAGAUCUUGGAUCUGUGCUCGAAUGUGGGACCAGUGGUACACUUAAAAAUGAUGUUCGACCAGCAAACGGGCAAAUCGAAGGGCUACGCCUUCGUGGAAUAUAGAGAUCUGGAGGCCAGCGCCAGUGCAGUGCGUAAUCUCAACGGAUACCAGCUGGGAAACAGACAUCUGAAAUGCGGUUAUUACGGCGGCGGAGACUCUGGAGUUUCAAGCUCAGCCAAUGGGGGAAACGGAGUACUUUCGGGACUGCAGAGUGACGAUGACAAGAACCCGGCAUUUGCUGGGCUGCCGCAAGGCGUGGAUGUGAACGUCAACAUGACAACGCCCGCAAUGAUGAUUUCCAGUGAGCUUUCCAAGGGUUCUCGAGAGGACCAGCUAGGACUGCUCCAGGACCUACAGAAGAUGGCACAAAAUAACUCUGAGCUAUUCACAAGCCUGUUGGAGCAAUUCCCACAGCUCAGCUUUGUCGUAGCGGAGCUUUUGUUGACAUCGGGAAUUAGCACAGUGGACGACCUGACGCAGCUAGCGGUGCAGCACAACGUUGCGAGCGGCAAUUCAGCCACCCCACAGGAUCUGCAAGCUCAAGAGCAGCAGAAGGAGCUGCUCAGGCAAGUGCUGCAACUUUCAGAUAGCGAGAUUAGCGUGCUCCCGGACGACGAGAAAAUGUCGCUGUGGGAGCUCAAACAGAAGGCAAUGCGAGGCGAAUUUGGCAUGAUAUAA
Lachancea sp. 'fantastica' is the source of this 801-nucleotide messenger RNA. NCBI's taxonomy places the organism in Eukaryota, Fungi, Ascomycota, Saccharomycetes, Saccharomycetales, Saccharomycetaceae. The record is from the annotation of a GenBank genome assembly.